AAUUUAGGGGUGGGGCAGAGGAGAGGUAAAAAACACAGACAACUUGUGUUCUCUCAUGUUUAAACCUGACACAGCAAGACAGCAGCCAUUCCUGAACUAAACUGACUGAGGUAGAGAUGGAGUAUUCCACCAAAACUCUUGCUGCUGGCUGCUUUGGGAAGAUCUACAGGGAGAAGUACAAUGACACCUGGGCUGCAAUCAAGAAGGUGCCACAACACUUAAUCAAUAGGAGAGACCUGGAGAGAGAGUGUCAAGUAUACAAUAAGGCAAUUCAUCCUAACAUAGUGAAGCUUCUGGGUAAUCCAACACUCAAGGACUCUAAGUGGAUCAUCCCCAUGGAGUUCAUCUUUGGAGAAGAACUGGAGACAACCAUCUUCAAAUCACAACAAUCUCAAAUACAGUUAACUCCAUCUGUAAAGGCCACCAUCAUCACAGGCAUGUGUGAAGGACUACUUCACCUACACAGCAAAGAUAUCGUCCAUCAGGACCUCAAGCCUGAGAACAUCAUGGUAGAGCAUGACACUCACCGAGCUGUGAUCAUUGAUAUGGGGCUGGCCAAAUUCUUCCGCAAUGGCCUAAAUUCUGCUGUGGAUAUGGGCAACGAGGCCUACUCUUCCCCUGAGGUCCUGCAGAGGCGGGGCCAACGAGACCAGCGUUCAGACGUGUGGGCUAUGGGUAAAAUCAUUGCUGAACUCUGUGCCAGAGUCAGGCUGCACACCCCUAGUGUCUGUCCGGCUAUGAUCUAUGAGAUCCUCAGUCUCCAAGGACAGCAGUACUGUAAUGCUGUCUGUAGGAUGGUGCAGAGCGACCCCAGAGUGCGAGCCACCAUGGCCGGGAUCAUGCCAGAGAUGCGAAGGGCAGGGGGAGGUGGCAACACCGGGGAGCAACAAAGAGGACAUCUUCCGACACCCUUUCCUCACACUGAGGUAAAAGACCCAUCGCCACGUCCACAUGCUCCCCCGCUAUCAAGAGCUGAGUGCACAGCCUUGCCAAAGAUUGAGGUCAAGACGACACUGCAACCACAACCCAUACAGCAGUCACCUUCCCCGGCAAGAUGGGAGCAUGCAGCCUUGCCAAUGACUGAGGUCAAGAUGACACUGCAACCACAACCCGUACAGCGGUCACCUUCCCCGGCAAGAUGGGAGCAUGCAGCCUUGCCAAUGACUGAGGUCAAGACGACACUGCAACCACAACUCGUACAGCGGUCACCUUCCCCGGCAAGAUGGGAGCAUGCAGCCUUGCCAAUGACUGAGGUCAAGACGACACUGCAACCACAACUCGUACAGCGGUCACCUUCCCCGGCAAGAUGGGAGCAUGCAGCCUUGCCAAUGACUGAGGUCAAGACGACACUGCAACCACAACCCGUACAGCGGUCACCUUCCCCGGCAAGAUGGGAGCAUGCAGCCUUGCCAAUGACUGAGGUCAAGACGACACUGCAACCACAACCCGUACAGCGGUCACCUUCCCCGGCAAGAUGGGAGCAUGCAGCCUCUCCAAAGCCUGAAGUCAAGAACUCACCAUCUCCCCUUCCAAAGGUAGACCAGGGUAAUGCACUGGUGGUUCCAUCAGGCAUGGUUCAACCCAGUCAAGAUGUCAUGAAACAACUUCUCUUCAAAGAGGCCCCAAAGGGUCUCCCAUGCCCACUCCCCACAACGGGAAAGGUGCGAAUCCGCCGCUAUGAGCAAAGGAAUGGGGAAGUGGAGACUUGGGAGCAAAAUGAGGUAGAGACUGAAGGAGGGAGGAUAGUCAAGUUUGAGAAUGUUAUGUUUAACAACAAGUCAUAAGUAGGUUAUUGAGAGGUUGUGAAAUAGUUGGGAAUUGAUUUGACUCUGCUUCUGAAAUAGUUGGGAGUUGAUUUGACUCUGGUCACUCUCCUUCCAUCCUUCAUUGUAAAAUUCUGACAUGUUUAUGGAGAGGGGGGGGAGUAUAUUUGGGAGGUGGGAUAAACUAAUGGAAGAAUUCUAAUGUCCAGAGAAACUAUACCGGACGUACUGUGCCUAAAAACAAAGCGACACAAUAUCCCACUACGUGAGACCAAUAUAUAUAUAUAUAUAUUAACAACAAAAGUUGUCUUGCACUGGUAAGAAGGAAACCUUGGAGUGUGUUAAGGUUGAGUAAGGAUUUAGGGAUGAUCUUGAAAGUACUAUCACUUCUUCUAAUGCUACAUCAUGUUACAAUGUUGCUCAUCUGGUUAGGUGACAGUGUACAGAGGCACCUGGAAUCAAGUAACUAUCUUUGAAUGGUUUUGAAACCUUUUUGUUUUGGGAAACGUAUCCCUGUUUGCUAAUCAGUUGUCUCUUUAGCUCUAUCAUACAUUUGACUGUGUACAUACAGUACCAGUCAAAAGUUUUGGGCACACCUACUCAUUCCAGGGUUUUCCUUCAUUUGUACUAUUUUCGACAUCGUAGAAUAAUAGUGAAGACAUCAACACUAUGAAAUAACACAUGGAAUUAUGUAGUAACCAAAAAAAGUGUUCGACAAAUCAAAAUAUAUUUUACAUUUAAGAUUCUUCAAAGUAGCCACCCUUAGCCUUUGACAGCUUUGCACACUCUUGGCAUUCUCUCAACCAGCUUCACCUGGAAUGUUUUUCCAACAGUCUUGAAGGAGUUCCCAUAUAUGCUGAGCACUUGUUGGUUGCUUUUCCUUCACUCUGCAGUCCAACUCAAUCCAAACCUUCUCAAUUGGGUUGAGCUUGGGUGCUUGUGGAGGCCAGGUCAUCUGAUGCAGCAUUGCUCUCCUUCUUGGUCAAAUAGCCCUUACACAGUCUGGAGGUGUAUUGUAUCAUUGUCCUGUUGGAAAAACAAAUGAUAGACCCAUUAAGCGCAAACCAGAUGGGAUGGCGUAUCGCUGCAGAAUGCUGUGGUAGGCGUGCUGGUUAAUUGUGCCUUGAAUUCUAAAUAAAUCUGUGUCACCAGCAAAGCACCCCCACAACAUCACACAUCCUCCUCCAUGCUUCACGGUGGAAACUACACAUCCAGAGAUCAUCUGUUCACCAACUCUGCGUCUCACAAAGACACAGCGGAUGGAAACAAAAUCUCCAAUUUGGACUCAUCAGACCAAAGGACUGAUUUCCACCAGUCUAAUGUCUAUUACUCAUGUUUCUUGGCUCAAGCAAGUCUUCUUAUUAUCGGUGUCCUUUAGUAGUGGUUUCUUUGUAAUAAUUUGACCAUAAAGGCCUGAUUCAAGCAGUCUCCUCUGAACAGUUGAUGUUGAGAUGUCUCUGUUACUUGAACUCUGAAGAAUUUAUUUGGGCUGCAAUCUAAAGGUGCAGUUAACUCUAAUGAACAUAUUCUCUGCAGCAGAGGUAACUGAGUCUUCCUUUCCUGUGAUGGUGCUCAUAAGAGCCAGUUUCAUCAUAGCGCUUGAUGGUUUUUGCGACUGACUGCACUUGAAGAAACUUUCUUGAAGUUCUUGAAAUGUUCCGUAUUGUCUUAAAGGAAUGAUGGACUGUCAUUUCUCUGCUUAUUUGAGCUGUUCUUUCCAUAAUAUGGACUUGGUAUUGUACCAAAUAGGGCUAUCUUCUGUAUACCACCCCUAUCUUGUCACAACAGAACUGAUUGGCUCUAAUGCAUUAAGAAGGAAAGAAAUUCCACAAAUGUACUUUUAAGGCACACUGGUUAAUUGAAAUGCUUUCCAAGUGACUACCUCAUGAAGCUUGUUGAGAGAAUACCAAGUGUACAAAGCUGUCAAGGCAAACGGUGGCUACUUUGAAGAAUCUGAAAUAUAAAAAAUUAAGAAAAACCCUUGAAUGAGUAACUUGUCCAAACUUUUGACUGGUAGUGUAGAAAUAAGCAAUUGUUUUGUAUCAAAUUUUUCUUACUCUUAAGAAUAAAAGUAAUUUUUCAUGACUAUAUGCUGUUAUCCUCUUUACAACAACAGUGUACAAAAUAACCUUUUGCAAGACUGUCAACCAGAGCUGUGUUCAGCUACAGAAAGGGUAUCCCACACAGUUCAUCCAGUCAGAAGGAACUUCACAGGUGUUUGACUAAUCUUUUUGUUUAUUAAUCAUUGUAUAAGGCCACUCUGGACUGUGCAGACUUCAUUGAUAGAGGAAUUAAAAAUCAGAAAUACAGUA
Oncorhynchus keta (chum salmon) is the source of this 4075-nucleotide messenger RNA. RefSeq names its product serine/arginine repetitive matrix protein 1-like. Gene Ontology annotation, biological process: mitotic DNA damage checkpoint signaling; protein phosphorylation. Gene Ontology annotation, cellular component: nucleus. The record is from RefSeq and is a predicted model, not a curated record. Lineage: Eukaryota; Metazoa; Chordata; Actinopteri; Salmoniformes; Salmonidae. Bases 117 to 1784 code for a protein of 555 amino acids. Gene Ontology annotation, molecular function: protein serine/threonine kinase activity; ATP binding. The transcript has 5 exons.